Messenger RNA from Spirodela intermedia, 1699 nucleotides. Lineage: Eukaryota; Viridiplantae; Streptophyta; Magnoliopsida; Alismatales; Araceae. The record is from the annotation of a GenBank genome assembly.
AUGCAAAUCUGCGAGGAGGUUGGCCCAGUCGUCUCGUUCAGGUAAGACAGUCUUAAAAAAACCCUAGGGAUUUUCCACCUCCGAUGCCUGCUCUUAUUGUUUGAUAUUUCUCAGCUUCAAGUUUUCGUGGGGGGUGUGCUUCUAUAGUGUAUCAGGAGUGUAGGGAUUGGUGAAGUUUUCAGCGAAUGAAAAGGAGGCGAAGUUAUUGGGGGCAAAAUGAGUCUUCGGAGAGGAUCUCUUCGCAAAUGACAAAUUAGCAGGAAAUGGUACAGGAAUGGGCUUCCGUCUGUAAAAAUUAGAUUCUCAAAUCUCCUCGAAUACAAAUGAUUCCUACCAUGAACUGCACGGCAGAUUUAGUAACUACGCGUAUCAGGUGUGAGUUGGAAGUUUGGUAUUGGGGUGAUUGGGUCUUUAAAGAUGAAAUCCCAGAAGUUGGCAGAUUAUCAGGGAACGAUGUAUAUUACAGAUAUGAUUUAGUGGCAUGAUAAACUGUGCAGUAUAUUUAGGAACGAUGUAGAGCGGCUGCAAGUCAUAAAGAGGCCGGAUCUUAGUCGUUGUUCCGUUGGUUACAGAUACAAGUAUUUUGUUUUGAACACCAAGUCCUCAGCGCAAGAAUUCCUGAAAAUAUUACAGGAAAGUUAGUCACGUGAAAUUAUAAGCCUACGAUUUUAUUUAACAGAAACUCGGUAAUACCAUGGGAUAUCUGACUAGAAGCGUCCAUCCCACGAAUCCACACUAUAAUUCCUAGUCUAAAAAAACUGCUACUGGGCCUCUGCCAGGGAAAACCAAGAAGGUCAGUAUGGGAAGGUGGGAAAUGAGACCCAUCUCCGUCUCCUGCAUGUAUCAUUUGAUAUCCUACAGAAGGAAGUUAUUGUCUUUUGGGAAAUUACAGCAUGUUAACACGGUCAUGGAGGCAAGGAUAUAGACCCAGGCUGAGCUUGUGGAUGCUUGGAUACGGCCCACCUGUUGUGAGCAUGGCCUGAGUUUACCAUGUAGCUGGAAGAAGUCACAGACUGCCAUCACGGAGAGGAGGGAGUAUGGACCUUUGAAAAACUUGGAACGGUGGUGGGACGUGCCUCGUGGAGGGGUGGGUAAUUGAGUACGAUUAGGCCUGGUGAUGCCAGAGUUCAGCCUUUAUCUUUCCUGGGCCUCGUCAAUCUUUGUGAAAUUCAGUUCUCCUCUGCAUUUGGUCCCAAGUCUGAGCAGAAGAGUGUCGAGCCUGGCUGGCCUCCUGGUUGGCCUGGGCUAAUUACAACCUUAUAUUCAUUUCAGCAUGACACUAUUGAUGCGUUGGUUGCUUUUUCGAAGAUUCUUUUGAUAUGGAAUAACUAAUUGAUAGAAAACGCAUCUUUUUUAUAAUAUCUUCUUCUUGCAUAUAUUUCUGGCUAUAACGUCCCCUUUAUCACCAUCAGGGUGUCACUAUAGCAUCAGACUUUUCUUUCAUAUAUUGAAAAUCUUCAAAUAAUUUGCUGUCAAUCAAAUAAAUAGCUAAUAUAUAUGAGCCAACAUAUAUUGCAGGCUAGUGCUCGACAGGGAAACAGGAAAGCCCAAAGGUUAUGGAUUUUGUGAAUACAAGGAUGAAGAGACAGCUUUGAGUGCUCGUCGCAAUCUACAUGGUUAUGAAAUAAAUGGCCGUCAAUUACGAGUUGAUUUCGCCGAGAAUGAUAAAAGUACUGACCGAGGCAGAGAGCAGGUAUAA